UAUAACAAACAAACCCUAAUCAUCCCCACCCACAAACAAACCCUAGGUACACACAUUAUCCUCUAACCAUCGCCGGAGCAGGAGCAGGAGCAGGAGCAGUUACACAUCGCCGGAGCAGCAAACCAUGGGUCGAGUCCGCACCAAAACCGUGAAGAAAUCCUCUCGUCAAGUAAUCGAACGGUACUACUCAAAAAUGACACUCGAUUUCCACACAAACAAGAAGAUCUUAGAAGAAGUUGCAAUCAUUCCGUCGAAACGGCUCCGGAACAAGAUCGCUGGAUUCUCAACGCAUCUGAUGAAGCGGAUCCAGAAAGGUCCGGUGAGAGGGAUCUCGUUGAAGCUGCAGGAGGAGGAGAGAGAGAGGCGCAUGGACUUUGUUCCGGAUGAAUCCGCAAUUAAAGUGGAUAGGAUUGAGGUUGAUAAGGAGACGAUUGAGUUGUUGGCUUCGCUUGGGAUGAGUGAGAUGCCGGGGAUUGUGCUCAAGGAGGAUACGCCGGUGGUUUCCGGUGGGAUUCCUGGUGGUUAUGGUGGUGCACGUGGUGGAAGGAGGUACUGAUAGCUUAAUGGUACUGUUUUUGGUUUUGAAUUAGGGUUUUUAUGUUUAAGAUGUUUUGAGUUUUGUUAUGGAUUAAAGUUUAAAACUUUGAGAAUUUUAUUAUCAUUUGCAUUGAUUAUGUUAUUUGAGAUUUGGAAUCUUUAGGGUUUUGAUUAUGGAUAUGUUUUGGUUUAUGUUA
Molecule: messenger RNA, 734 nt
Organism: Helianthus annuus (common sunflower)
Lineage: Eukaryota; Viridiplantae; Streptophyta; Magnoliopsida; Asterales; Asteraceae
Product: 40S ribosomal protein S17
Exons: 1
Coding region: 125-556 (143 amino acids)
Biological process (GO): translation
Cellular component (GO): ribosome
Molecular function (GO): structural constituent of ribosome
Source: RefSeq, a predicted model, not a curated record